This is a messenger RNA of Teleopsis dalmanni, 480 nucleotides long. Its product is annotated as calmodulin-like. Gene Ontology annotation, cellular component: myosin II complex. The record is from RefSeq and is a predicted model, not a curated record. The transcript has a single exon. The coding region runs from base 1 to 480 and encodes 159 amino acids. Gene Ontology annotation, molecular function: calcium ion binding. NCBI's taxonomy places the organism in Eukaryota, Metazoa, Arthropoda, Insecta, Diptera, Diopsidae.
AUGGAUUUACUAACUAACAUCGAUGAUUUGGAAGAACACCAAUUUGAAGAGGAAGAGCUUGCCGGUUACAUCGAACAGUUUAAAUUAAUAGAUGAAAAAGAAACUGGCCAAAUAAGAACUAGUUCACUGCAAGAACUGUUUCUUGCUGUCAAAUUGAAAAUUCCUAUUCCUCAUGUGAAGAUAAUGAUAGAAAAAGUCGAAGUCCUUGGUCAUGUAUACAUAAGCUGCGACACCUUCCUAAGGCUUUUAUGGCUUAGAGUCAAAAUGAAUAACAGGGCGGCGGAGGUCAAAGAAGCUUUUCGUUAUUUCGACGUGGAGGAAAGUGGUUAUAUGCCUGUUGCUCAGUUACGAGAUAUUAUGAUGACUUAUGGCGAACCCCUAACUGAAGAAGAGCUAAUAGAUAUGAUGAGAUUUGCUGAUUUCUUUGGCGAUGGCAUGGUCGACUACAAUAAUUUCGUUAACAUGAUGGUUUAUCAUUAA